Molecule: messenger RNA, 2463 nt
Organism: Bufo bufo (common toad)
Lineage: Eukaryota; Metazoa; Chordata; Amphibia; Anura; Bufonidae
Product: protocadherin gamma-C5-like
Exons: 1
Coding region: 1-2463 (820 amino acids)
Biological process (GO): homophilic cell-cell adhesion
Cellular component (GO): plasma membrane
Molecular function (GO): calcium ion binding
Source: RefSeq, a predicted model, not a curated record
AUGGACUUUAAGAAGCAAUGGGAUGCUUGGAUUUGGCAAGUAUUAUAUGUUUUAUCUGUUGGAUAUUUGGGAAGGGUCUGUGCUCAGUUACACUAUUCCAUUGUGGAAGAAUCUGAGCCUGGAACACUUAUAGGAAAUGUGGCUUAUGAUCUAGGACUGAAUGUUGAACAGAUUUUUGAGAGGAGACUGAGACUAGGGUCUGAAGAAAGCAGGAGAUAUUUUGUAUUUCGAUUGGAAACUGGAGACCUGCUACUGAAUGAAAAGAUGGACAGAGAAAGCCUGUGUGGUCUCAGCUCAAGCUGUUUGUUGUCUGUAGAAUUAAUAAUAGAGAAGCCUUUAGAGUUAUUUCGUUUGUUCAUUGAGGUUUUGGACAUAAAUGAUAAUUCACCUCAUUUUAUCAAUAAUGAGAGAAUGAUAAAAGUAGCUGAACUUGCUGCUCCAGGGUUGAGAUUCCCUCUAGAAAAUGCCAUUGACCAAGAUGUAGGCACUAAUGCUGUGAAUUCAUAUGAGAUGAGUCCGAGCCAAUACUUUUCACUGAAUGUCAAGCAAUUAAAAGACGGCAAGCUUUUUCCAGAAUUAGUGUUAGAAAAUGCUUUAGAUAGAGAGGAAAUAGCAGAACAUCAUCUUAUAUUGACUGCAUUAGAUGGGGGUCAUCCAGUUAGAACAGGGACAACAAAAAUAACUGUUCGUGUCUUAGAUAACAAUGAUAACCCCCCAACAUUUGAUCAGCCUGUUUAUAAAAUUAGUUUAUUAGAAAAUAUUAUGCCAGGUACAUUAUUAAUUAAACUUAAUGCUACUGAUAUGGAUGAUGGUCCAAACAGUGAAAUUGAGUAUUCUCUAGAGGACCACAGUCGAAAUUCAGCAGGGAAAUUGUUCAAGCUUGAUCCUCAUACAGGAGAGAUACAUGUUCAAGGUAGGAUUGAUUUUGAAGAUUCCAGUUUUUAUGAAAUCUAUGUAAGAGCAAGAGAUAAAGGUGUUCCAGUUAUGGAAGGACAUUGUGUCAUUCAAGUAGAAAUUGAAGACUCUAAUGAUAAUGCCCCUGAAGUAUAUGUGACUUCCCUUGAAAACUCAAUUCCAGAAAAUACACCCAUUGGCACAGUAGUUGGUCUGUUUAAUAUAAUUGAUCGUGAUUCUGGCAGAAAUGGAGAAGUGCACAUAGACAUACCACCGGGGAUUCCUUUUAAAUUUAAAUCACUUGAAAAUCAUUAUUCUUUGAUCACAGAUGGUGUUUUAGAUCGAGAAAUUAAACCUCAAUACACCAUAUACUUAGUCGCUACUGACUUAGGCUUGCCACCAAUGACCACUAAAAGAACAAUUGUGCUCAAUAUCUCAGAUAUCAAUGAUAAUCCUCCUGUUUUUUCACAUCAUUAUUUUAAUGCCUAUAUAUAUGAGAAUAAUGUUCCUGGUAUUUUACUUUGUACUUUGUUUGCAACUGAUGCAGAUGAAGGUGAAAAUUCCCAAUUAAAGUUUUCUGUAUCGGAAACCUAUAUCGCAGGUUCUCCAAUAUCUUCCUACAUGUAUAUAAAUGAAAAUAGUGGCAACGUUUAUGCACAGCGAUCUUUCAAUUAUGAGCAUAUACAACUCUUAGAAGUUACAGUUUUUGUAGAAGAUCAAGGGUCACCAAAAUUGAAGUCAAAUGCCACUCUUUAUAUAUUUAUAUUAGAUAAAAAUGAUAACCAUCCGAAAAUUCUGUACCCAGUUUUGACUAGAGAAGCCAUUGAGCAUCAAAGAAUACCUCGCCCUGUGUCCGCAGGUUAUUUGAUCACAAAAGUAACAGCUGUAGAUGCCGAUUCAGGUUAUAAUGCAUGGCUUUCUUAUAGUAUCUUAGAAUCAUCUGACCCUUCCAUGUUUAAAGUUGCUCCACAUACAGGAGAAAUAAGAAUGAUGAGAAGUCUGCUUGAGUCUGAUGAAAGUUUAUACACAAUUUUGGUUCUGGUUAGGGACAAUGGGGAUCCAGCCUUAUCAAGCACAGCUACAGUCUACGUCUCUUUUGAAGAAGUAGUACAUGAUGAAACUCCUAAGUCACAAGACUAUCAGACAGCUCACAACGAACCAUCAGACAUGACCUUAUAUUUAAUAAUCGCCCUUGUUGCUGUCAGUACAGUAUCAGUCAUCACAUUCAUUGUUUUGACAGUACGGUGUUUAAGGACAACUAAUGACCAAAGUAUCUGCAAAUGCUUUGGUGGAAAUGAAAGGAAUGACUUCCAAUGUCACCACCAACCAACUCUUCAGUUGACUUCAGAUGGUACCUUAAAAUACAUGGAGGUUAAGACCUUGACAAGACCUACAAACCAAUGUUAUAGUACCUGCAUUUCACCUGCAUUAGAAAGAACUGAUUUCACCUUCCUAAGGCCUUUGGAUUUUCCUCAGCUAAAGGAUAUACUGAAUGAUGAGGAGUCCUUCUCCAUAAAUAGUGAGUUCAGCGAUGUGAUUCAGGUGAGGAACAUUGACCAGCUUGCUUAA